GUGGAAUUGAAGAUGAAAUUCUUACUUGCACAAGGAUACCAAAGAGUUGAGCAGGAACAAAGCUCUGAAAAGUCAAGUCGGACCUCAUUGGAAGGAUUUGAUACUUCAGGUUCGCCUAUUGCAUCGCGUCGGAUGAUCUGGUAUCGCUGGCUACCAUGGGUACUUGUAGCAAUUCUGACAAUCACCAACUGUUAUGCGUGGAUGGCAACUAGAUCAACGCAUUUUCCUGAAUCUAUCUUCUCACCAGCUACAUCAGCGAUCAAAUACAAAACUGUCAUCUUCCAGGCUGGCAUUGAUAGUGAUACAAGCCCAUAUCAAGGCAAACCUUCCCAAGAAAUUGAUCACGAAUGGGAAGAGCUCCACAAAUAUGGAGUAAGCAGGAUCCCAAUGAGCGACGCGGCCCAGCUCGCCAACCGGACUUCACCCAUUCCUGGGGACGAAGGUCACUACGUUGUGAUUCUCGAAGUGUUUCAUCAACUUCACUGCCUGCAACACGUUCGCAGGCGACUAUUCUGGAACGAAACCGAACAGGGUUCCCCAGACGAGGUUGAAGCUCUUUCUAUGAAGCACCUGGAUCACUGUAUUGACUCAAUUCGCCAGAGUCUCAUGUGCUCCGCUGACGUGACCCCACUUCCAUAUGUGUGGUGGCGCAAAUAUGACCAGCUUAUGCCGGCAACCGCUGUCGCACACACAUGUCGUGACUUCGAAGCCAUCAGAGACUGGGCAAAGGAACAUCGUGCUGGCAAGGUUGAUAAACAUACGCAAGUUUAUGAUCCUCUAGGUGAUCAGGUAGUUUAUGAUGUAUAG
Molecule: messenger RNA, 807 nt
Organism: Paraphaeosphaeria sporulosa
Lineage: Eukaryota; Fungi; Ascomycota; Dothideomycetes; Pleosporales; Didymosphaeriaceae
Exons: 4
Coding region: 13-807 (264 amino acids)
Biological process (GO): mycotoxin biosynthetic process
Source: RefSeq, a predicted model, not a curated record